AUGGCUCCCGACCCUCAGCAGGCAUCCUCGGACGCCGACGCCUCAGCGCCUGGCUCUUCUGCAGUCCUAGCCCACCGCCAGCGGACCAAGGAGGACUUCGACAAGAUCCUCCUCGAUAAAUAUGUCAACCGGGACCUCGUGCACACGGCGGCGAUGCUGGACGAUGUCGCCAAUCGGACGAAGAACUACAAGCACAUGCGGAACGAGGCAGACGACUACAAAAAGGUGCGCUCCGAAUAUCGACAGUGGUUCCCCCCUAGUCGACUCUACGGUCAGGGCUAUAGUGGUUACGGCAAUGGACACACAGAUGGCACGCCCAAAUUGGUCUAUCCCAACGCGAAGCCGCGGCUGGGACACAAGAAGACGACCAGACUUCGAAUCAAGCGCAAAGAGUUGCAGGCACAGGCGGAUCAGGUUGAAGAACUCGUACCCAUACGAAUAGACGUCGAUUGGGAUAAGCUCAAACUGCGAGAUACCUUCACUUGGAACCUGCAUGACCGAGUUGUGCCUGUAGAUUUGUUUGCGGCGCAACUGGUGGAAGAUUUGGGGUUGGCUCUCCCCCAAGCAAAUCCUGUACUGGACCAGGUCCAGCAGCAAUUGCAGGAGCAACUCACGGACUACUUUCCAACAAUAUAUAUGGAGGAGGAUGCCCUUGACCCUGAACUGCCGUACCAUGCGUACAAGAACGACGAAAUGCGGAUACUCAUCAAGCUCAACAUCACAAUUGGCCCCCAUACAUUGGAGGACAAGUUUGAGUGGGAGAUUAAUAAUCCUCUGAACUCUCCAGAAGAGUUUGCUCAAAGCCUUGCAAGAGAACUAUCAUUAGCUGGGGAAUUUACCACCGCCAUCGCACAUAGUAUACGGGAACAGAGCCAGUUGUUUAUUCGGAGUUUGUACAUUGUUGGGCAUCCAUUCGACGGGCGGCCACUGGAGGAUGCCGACUUACAAGCAGCAUUUUUACCAUCUCCUCUGCCAUCAGUCUUCCGGCCACAACAACAAGCUCGAGAGUAUACGCCGUACUUGUACGAGAUGAGUGAGCAGGAUCUGGAAAGGAGCGAGGUGAUCUAUUCCAGAGAGCAGAGGAGGCAAAAGAGAUCCGUGAAUAGAAGAGGAGGUCCUACAUUACCGGAUUUGAAGGAUAGGCAACGUACAGUGCGGACUUUAGUUGUGUCUUCUGUUAUUCCUGGUGCUGCAGAGUCCGUUGAGAAGAGCCGAUUGUACAAGCAUGUUGGUGGGGCUGGGAAGAAACGUCCUGGUGUUGGCCUUGACCUUUCCGAAUCUUCAGAGAGUGAGGAUUCUUCGCCAGAAUCGCCAGCUAUGUCGAAUCUUCAGUCUGGGACAGCAAGGACGAGAGGGAUGCGCGGAGCAGCGACUGCAGCACAACAAAGGAUGGCGAAUCUUGGAAGGUCAGAGACGCCGGAAGCAACGAUAUUGCAUCAUCAUGAGACUCGGACGUCUGCAAGGAGGUUUGGUGGGACUGCACGAGAUGAAAGUCCGGACCCAGACAAGUUCAUCCUCAGGCUUAAAGUUGGAAGAGAGAGGUUGAGGAGAUGGAAUCGGGAACUGAAGGCUGGGACUCGACCCGCGAAUUUGCAGCACACGCCCACUUUCAACCGUGCCCAGUCUUCUGUUGGUACUCCUGUGCCGGGUUCAAUGGGUCCUCCUUCGACUCCAGGUCAGCAGAAUACAACUCUACAGCCAUCAACAACUCCCGUACCUCAGGGGCAAAUCGGCCGGGUUGAAGCACCACCGCCUCCAGCUCCUGGCCAGCCAGCUCAUGUCCCUCCUGCUCCACCAACCUGGCUCACCCAAGGCCUUGCCGACCUCCUAAAACAAUACCCCAACGAUCGCUUCGAAGGCGUCAUGCGUUACUCAGCCGUCAACACCGCCACCGAGCUCCCCUGCGCCGCGCCCCCAGCCGGCCAACCUACUCCGGAAGGAGUAAAAUACAUGUAUCUGCCUCGCAUCCGCUGCCACGACUGUCCUGGCAAACUGUACACCCCUGGUCCCGAAAUGACUGUAGGCAAUUUCGAAGUCCAUUUGAAGAAUCGGCAGCAUAGAGAAAGGGUUGAUGGCAGGGUUGGGGUGGGUCCGUCGACGCAAGCGAGUUCAAGCGGGAGUGGAUUUUAA
Messenger RNA from Hyaloscypha bicolor E, 2130 nucleotides. Its product is annotated as SNF5-domain-containing protein. Bases 1 to 2130 code for a protein of 709 amino acids. Gene Ontology annotation, molecular function: transcription coregulator activity. Gene Ontology annotation, biological process: chromatin remodeling; regulation of transcription by RNA polymerase II. Gene Ontology annotation, cellular component: nuclear chromosome; nucleus; SWI/SNF complex. The record is from RefSeq and is a predicted model, not a curated record. The transcript is spliced from 2 exons. Lineage: Eukaryota; Fungi; Ascomycota; Leotiomycetes; Helotiales; Hyaloscyphaceae.